This is a messenger RNA of Fomitopsis serialis, 1150 nucleotides long. RefSeq lists its product as uncharacterized. The record is from RefSeq and is a predicted model, not a curated record. The transcript has 5 exons. Bases 1 to 858 code for a protein of 285 amino acids. NCBI's taxonomy places the organism in Eukaryota, Fungi, Basidiomycota, Agaricomycetes, Polyporales, Fomitopsidaceae. Gene Ontology annotation, molecular function: zinc ion binding; RNA binding.
AUGAGUCUCUCCGCGACAGCCACCAGCCCCCUCGCAGGCCCGUCCCCCCUCCGCGACAUCGUCCGGCCCCAGUUCCACCAGAACAACUUUGCAGAGGAGCUCUUCGUCAAGAAUGAACUCGGCAUCAAGCUCGACAAAGACGACCAGAUCUGCCGUCUCUCGCUUACGCCCACGGGCUGCCCCCUCGGGCCCCUCCACUGCCCUCUGAGACAUACCACCCCCUCUCCCGCGAACUUCCAACCCCCGAAGCAGCUCCCGACGCACCCCCGCGAACGCGAGCGUCUCGCGACCGUAUGCAAGCACUGGCUCAGAGGCCUCUGCAAGAAGGGCGAUGCGUGUGAGUUCCUGCACGAGUACAAUCUCAGGCGCAUGCCCGAGUGCUGGUGGUACGCAAAGUACGGCUAUUGCUCGGCAGGAGACGAGUGCUUGUACGCCCACCCCAAGGAGCGCCGCAUCGAGUGCCCGGACUACAACCGCGGCUUCUGUAAGCUUGGUCCCACAUGUCCCCGCAAGCACGUACGCAGGGUAGCAUGCCAGCUGUACCUGACCGGCUUCUGCCCAUUGGGCUCGGAGUGCCCACGCGGACACCCGAAGCCCGGCAUUCCUGCUCCAGAAGCCUACGAGCCGCCACCCCAACCCUCCAUGCGCGAGCUCGGCCCUCCGCCACCCGGGUACGGUAGGUACGCAGACUUUGACGGCGCAGAAAGGUGGCCUGGCCAGCGGCCGCCCGGGGGUGGUGGUUCUGGUGGCCCGCCAGGACCUCGGAGGAACAUCGAGGAUGUGGUCUGCUUCAAGUGCGGAGAAAAGGGCCACUAUGCAAAUCACUGUCGUAAUAUCACCCAAUACAGGAAGCGGUAAUGCAUCGCGAAUCUGCGCGGUUACGACGACAGUUGAGGGUGUUGCCACGGUCAUGUUCGAUCGUGCAGUACGGGUAUGGUGCAUUGACAUGCAGUAUGUGUCCAGCAUAGCUAUGUGCGUAUAAUACAGUCCGACUGUGUAGUGCGAAUGCGACGUGGCUGCUCGUAAGUUACGCCAAGCGCGACAACGCAGACAGCACAGAUUCUAACAAAGAGUGAUGUGUAAGUACGCAGGCAGCGACGAAACCCACGACGAAGACGGCGAAAAAUCUAAUAUACAGCAAACAGACAGC